This is a messenger RNA of Bactrocera oleae (olive fruit fly), 2058 nucleotides long. Its product is annotated as apoptosis-inducing factor 3. The record is from RefSeq and is a predicted model, not a curated record. NCBI's taxonomy places the organism in Eukaryota, Metazoa, Arthropoda, Insecta, Diptera, Tephritidae. Gene Ontology annotation, cellular component: cytoplasm. Gene Ontology annotation, molecular function: oxidoreductase activity, acting on NAD(P)H; 2 iron, 2 sulfur cluster binding; flavin adenine dinucleotide binding.
CUAUCGACACAACCCUAUAUUAUUGAAUCACGGUAUCAUCCUGAACUAAAUUUCCUAUAAACUGAAAAUGUCAAGAGUUGAUUUUCAAAUUUAAAAUAACAUACCUUAUUUGACAGCACCAAAAAAUCGAAAAAUAUUUCUUUAAUUGAAAAGAUUUUACGCCAAACAAUGUCUGAAUUCACUGAUUUUGUUUCAAUUUGCAAUGAAUCGGAUAUUAAUAAUGACGAAGUUAAGGAGUACAACUUUGACGAAAACAAUAAGUUGUUGUUAAUACGUCAAAACGAUCGAAUCUGGGCCAUCGGAGCGACGUGUCCACAUCAAGGGGCGCCUUUGGUUAGAGGCGUAUUAGGACAUGGACGUAUUCGAUGCUCACGUCAUGGUUCUUGUUAUAAUAUCAGAACUGGCGAUAUAGAGGAUUUUCCGGGUUUAGAUUCAUUACCAACAUAUCCUGUUGAAAUAACUACAAACGGCGAAGUGAAAGUGCGUGCGAGAAUCAAAGAUCUUAAUAAGAUACGGCGCACAAAAGAGAUGGUGGAACACAAUAAAGCUGACGAACGUAUAUUUCUGUUGGUAGGCGGUGGAAUUGCAACAGCUACAUGCGCUGAAACAUUACGUCAAGAGGGCUACACAGGACGCAUAAUAAUAUUGUGUCGGGAAGAUACUUUACCUUACGACCGUACACCACUAUCAAAAGCAUGGCAAAUAGAUAUAGCUGAUUUGCAUUUUCGCGAUACCGAUUUUUAUCAGCGAAAUAAUAUUGAGCUUAUAUUGGGUGUGGAUGCAACUAAUUUGGAUACAGCCAUGAGAACAAUUAGCUGUUCCAAUGAAGAACUAAUUAUAUAUGAUAAACUUUUCAUUGCGACUGGUUCGAAGCCAAGUAGAUUGGGUAUUAACGGUACUGAUUUAAGAAAUGUCUUCUCCAUACAUGACUAUAAAGAUCUCCAAACAAUAAUGCAUGUGUUAAAACCAAAAACUAAUUUAGUAUGUGUAGGAGGCGGUUUCAUUAAUUUGGAAUUUGUGUCCUCUAUAGUAGGCAAAAUAAAAUCGAGUGUACUGAUUAGUAAUACGAAAUAUCCACUAGAGAGCACGGUUGGCAGUGAUAUCGGUGAGCGCUUAUUGCAGUUAUACCGCGAAAAGGGUGUCCAAAUGAAAAUGGAAAGCAGAAUUAAAGAAAUAAUAAGCGAUGAUGGCAUUCGAAUCUCCGAAAUCAGAACUACUGAUGGUUAUAAAUAUCCGUGCGACGUAUUAAUCAUUGCUGUGGGUGUAAUACCUAAUACUACUUGGUUAAUCGACUCGAGCUUACCGAUAAAUGCUGAUGGCACAAUUGAUACGGACAUGAAUUUAAUGACACCGGUGCCAAACAUCUAUGUGGGUGGUGAUAUCGCCAAUGCACCACUUCUCUCGAAUGAUAAUCAAAGAAAAAACGUUAAACAUUCUCAAGUGGCACAAUAUCAUGGUUAUGUGGCUGCCAUAAAUAUGGCUGGUCAUAUACAAGAACUACGCGUAGUACCAUUUUUUAAUAUAUACCUCUUCGGUGCAUCGUUUUUGCAUGCUGGUGUUGGUAGUAUAUAUGAAACUUCCAUACACGGUGAUUUAAAACGUUUAAAAUAUGUGGCAUAUUUGUUCGAUCGCGAUGGUAAUGUCUCAUGUGUUAACACUUGCGGUUACGAUGCUACGGUGGUUAAAUUUUGUGAAUUGUUGUCACAAGGGAAACGACUACAUCGUUCUGAGAUUGUAGACAAGUCCAAUCCACAUCAAUGGAUGGAACAAUUGCUCGAUACGCGACGUACACGUUGUGAUUGUUGAAAUAAUAAUUUUUUGCUUAUAUUUAAUGCUUUUACUAAUUGUUCUUCAUUCGCAGUCGUUUUGGUUGUUUUUCCAUAAGGCACAUUCACAUGUUUUCAUACAAUAACCAGAAAUACCAGACUUCAUUUUCAAACAAAUCCUGCUUUAAACAUAUUGUAUUCAUAUGUAUUUGCUACGCUAAAAUACUUUAAUAUUUAUUGAAAAACACUGAUGUUUAAAACGUUUUAAUUUAAUAAAAAUGAAAUUUCGAAC